Messenger RNA from Pseudonaja textilis, 1163 nucleotides. It is a transcript of the gene UQCC5, whose product is annotated as ubiquinol-cytochrome c reductase complex assembly factor 5. The record is from RefSeq and is a predicted model, not a curated record. NCBI's taxonomy places the organism in Eukaryota, Metazoa, Chordata, Lepidosauria, Squamata, Elapidae.
GACGGGGGUGGGGGUUGCUCUUCCCGUUGUGCUCUUGUGUCCUGCGCGUCCUACUUUCCCCCUUACACAGUCCUAAAAGGUGACGGCUUGGUAGUGUGGUUGUUGGUCUGCGCUAGAAUCGAGACCAGCCUCUUUGAUUGACUGUAUCCCACAGAGUGGUUGGAGUGGAAAGCAGCAUUUCCUUGCAAAGAGUGUGUUGUAUGAGCACGGGUCCUUGAUUAUAGUCAUAUCCUCUUUAUUAUAUCCUCUUUAUUAUUUUCACAAAUAAUUCAAGUCGGCGAACAUAUGCAACACCUCUUCCUCCUUCCAUUUUUCUCACCACGACAACCCUGUGAGAAUCACCCUUAACUUCCUUACGACGAGCCUUAAAUUCUUCUUAAAAUGUCUGUCAGUAGUAAAAUAACUCAACUAAUUAAUAAAGUACCUGGAAAGAAACGGUUUGGUAUAUACAGAUUUCUUCCUUUCUACUUCAUUCUCGGUGGUGCUAUGGAAUGGUUUAUGAUUAAUGUUCCAAUUGGCAACCAGACCUUUUAUGAUGUUUACCGUAGAAAAGAGGCUGAGAAAUAUUACCAGAAAUUGGAAGAAAAGUGAAUUCAACACUGAACUGUCUGUACAUAAUGGAUUCUAAACUAAUAAAUGAAACUAAGUUUCAAAGUUUGCUUAAAAUACGAAUACCGGCUGCAUUUUGUUCAGAAAAAAAUAUUUUUGUUAAUCUGUCUUGUUUCAAAUAAAAAAUAAUUAUGUGCUUUGGUGAACUCAAAUGCCAUCAAGUUGGUACUGUAUUGAUUUAAGUGACCACAUAAAUUAUCUCUAAGUGUUAUCUGUCCCUAUCCUGAUCCUUCAGGGCUUUCAGUGGUGCACUCUGCUGCUGUAAUUGAAAUAUUCAGACCUUAAGGUAAAAAUUUCCUGCCUAGUUAUUUCCAACUCUAGAGGGCGGGACUCAUCUCCGUUUCUUAGUCGAAGGAGCCAACAUUGUGCAAAGAUAUUUCUGUGGUCAUGUGGCCAGCAUGAUUACAACUCAGACCUACUCAUAUAUUAAAUAACCGUAAGACUGAUUACCUGUUUCAUUUUAGAAAAUGAUGUUUUAGAAAUUGUUGCUUUGUGACCCAUUUCAUUAUUGGUUUAUCAUUUUUUGUGUAAAUAUACACAAUCACAUGUUUAUA